This is a messenger RNA of Pyrenophora tritici-repentis Pt-1C-BFP, 1245 nucleotides long. Its product is annotated as LAG1, Protein transporter TRAM. Lineage: Eukaryota; Fungi; Ascomycota; Dothideomycetes; Pleosporales; Pleosporaceae. Gene Ontology annotation, molecular function: sphingosine N-acyltransferase activity. The record is from RefSeq and is a predicted model, not a curated record. Gene Ontology annotation, cellular component: membrane. Gene Ontology annotation, biological process: ceramide biosynthetic process.
AUGGAUUUUAAAUCAGAGAAAACUAUGCGCCGUUCAAAACGGAGAACAACACGCCGCUACCUUUCCAGAGCCAAGCGCAUGUGCAUACGACACACAUGGCUGCUCCCACUCGUCCUGGCGCUUACCAUCGUAUCGCUCUAUCUCAUCUACCCUUACCCGUCGAAUCCAUUGUCCGCCUGCCUUUUUCUCUCGUAUCCACUCGCACGCGACGAUCCCCUCAUCCCAGCCCACGUACGCGAAGACCCUAAUGCGCCGGUACACUAUGGAAAAGGCGGUCGUGACUUUGCCUUUGUCGGCUUCUAUAUCAUUGUCUUGAGUUUCACCCGCGAAUUCUGCAUGCAGCGACUCAUCCGGCCAAUUGCUAUACAUUUCGGCAUCAAGAACCGCGACAAGCAGUCCCGCUUUAUGGAACAGGCCUACACCGCGCUCUACUUUGGCAUCUACGGUCCCUUUGGUAUCUGGAUCAUGUCUAAAACGCCCGUCUGGUACUUCAACACCAUUGGCAUGUACGAAAACUUCCCGCACCGAACCCACGAGGCUGUUGUCAAGGCCUACUACCUUUUGCAAGCGAGUUACUGGGCUCAGCAGGCCAUUGUCCUAUUGCUCAUGUUGGAGAAGCCGAGGAAGGAUUUCAAAGAGCUGGUUGCGCAUCACGUCAUUACUGUCAGCUUGAUCUGGUUGAGCUACAGGUUUCACUUUACCUACAUGGGUAUCGCGGUUUAUAUUACCCAUGAUAUUUCGGAUUUCUUCUUGGCUACAUCCAAGUGCCUGAACUACAUCGAUUCGCCCAUCGUUGGACCCUACUUCUUCGUUUUCAUGUGCAUCUGGGGCUACACGCGCCACUACAUCAACCUCAAGAUCAUUUACUCCAUUCUAACUACCUUCAAAACCGUCGGGCCCUUUGAGCUCAACUGGGAAACUCAACAAUACAAGUGCUGGAUCAGUCAGUACAUCACAUUUGCUUUACUAGCAUCCCUGCAGGCCGUCAACCUCUUCUGGUGGUUCUUCAUCUGCAGGAUCGCGUAUCGAUUCAUCAUCUACAAGGACGCAGACGACGACCGCAGCGAGUACGCACCAACAGACGAAGAGGUCGAGGAGAAGGAAGCGCUACUAAAAGAGGAUGUUGAUGUCGAAAUCGAGAAGAUCGAAAAUGCGCCAAGCACCCCAGCGAACGGGACGACAGGCGCCCAGCAAUUCGACAGCAUCGGCUCACGGCUGAAGCAACGAAAGAGCGAGAAGCAAUAA